GCUAUGGAAACAGUAUGAAGCUGUUCUUGAGCACAACUUCUGGCGAACUGAACCGAGGCCUCGAUCGCCGCAUCGCCCCGCACCAAACACCUGCAUGCUCAACCAGUGCCAUUUAUCUAAUAGUAUGCAGUGCAGUGUGAUAUCAUACACUGAUUAUUGAGCGCAAGACACUAACAGGCACCAGGUAGCGUGCAAUUCUGACGCGUCACAAACUCACAACUUGAGCUCCAACGAUCGGGCUCAUCAGGCUAGCUGUGUGCUGCACUGUUUAGUCACCUUACAACACAAAACAUCUUGACACAAAUGGCUAGCGCCGGUCGCGGCCUGGGCCUGCGGCUGCCCAUGUACGUGGUGGACGCCUUCACCAGCUGCCCCUUCGCCGGCAACCCCGCCGCCGUGUGCCUGCUGGGCCCGGGCGUGACCCUCAGCGACGAGCUGCGACAGAAGAUUGCGGCGGAGAUGAACCACUCGGAGACCGCGUUCAUUGAACCGCUGGAGGGCUCUGCGGCGGCGGCUAGUACCGCCACCGCCACCGCCACCACCGCCGCCACCACCGCCACCGGUGUGCCGGACGUGUUCGCCACGGCCCGCGAGUUCCGGCUGCGCUGGUUCACCCCCACCACCGAGGUGCCGUUGUGCGGCCACGCCACACUGGCCUCGGCGGCAGUGCUCAUACAGGCCUGCGGCAACACGCAGCCCUCCGUGUCCUUCCACACGAAGAGCGGAGAGCUGGUGGUCAGCCGCGCCGCAGCAGCCAGCAUCUAUCAGACCACGCAGGAGCCCUCCGGGUCGGCUGUGGUGCUGUCCAUGUCGCUGCCCGCCUACGACCCAGUGGACCCACUGCCGCCGCCCGCCCGCGACCCCGCGGGGCCGCUGGUGGCGGCCUGCAGCAGCCUGGCGCUGGCGGGGCUGUCGGGGCAGCCGCGCCAGCCGCACCAGCUGCCGGUCAAGGAGGUGCGCUACGCGGCCAAGGGCGGUCUGAACUACCUGCUGGUGGUGCUGGGCGAGGGCGUGUCGCGCCAGCAGCUGGAGGCGGUGGAGCCCGACUUCGAGGCCAUGAGGCGCGGCGCGGGGGCGGAGGACGUGCACGGCGUCAUCGUGUGCGCGCGGGGAGGUGCGGACGACGAGCACGAGGUGCACAGCCGCUUCUUCGGGCCCUGGCUGGGUGUGAACGAGGACCCCGUCACGGGCUCCGCUCACGCCGUGCUGGGGCCGUACUGGCAGCCGCUGCUGCGGCCCGCCGGCGGCGGCACGGCGACGGGUCCCAUGCGCAUGCGGCAGUGCUCGGCGCGCGGCGGUGACGUGGAGGUGGAGGUGCUGGCGGGCGUGGGGGAGGGAGGGGAGGACCGGGUGCGGGUGUCGGGGUCGGCGGCGCUGGUGCUGGAGGGCACGUUGCGGCUGUGAGGAGAGACAGGCGGUGCGGGCGGGCGAGCGUUGAGAGCGGGGAAGGCAGGGGCUGGAGAGCCGGUGAUGCUUUACUGUGAGCGACACACAAUUUUGGUGGGCGGCGGGCUGUGCGAGCGGUGGGAGGAUAUCGAUAGCAGACAGCUGGUGUGGGCUGGUGACUUGAAUGCACCUGUGCGAAUGAACCGUGAGUGACACCUGUGCGCGUGUCGGUUUGCAUGCUGCUUUGCGCAUCGGCCGCAUUUUCGGGAAGCGUUACAGCAUGUGACCACCCGGGCGUACUGCAAGCCGUGAUCUGUGUGUGUAACAGGCAAUGUUG
This is a messenger RNA of Chlamydomonas reinhardtii, 1723 nucleotides long. RefSeq lists its product as uncharacterized. Gene Ontology annotation, molecular function: isomerase activity. The record is from RefSeq and is a predicted model, not a curated record. Gene Ontology annotation, biological process: biosynthetic process. NCBI's taxonomy places the organism in Eukaryota, Viridiplantae, Chlorophyta, Chlorophyceae, Chlamydomonadales, Chlamydomonadaceae. The coding region runs from base 304 to 1404 and encodes 366 amino acids. Gene Ontology annotation, cellular component: cytoplasm. The transcript has 9 exons.